Schistosoma turkestanicum is the source of this 447-nucleotide messenger RNA. The record is from the annotation of a GenBank genome assembly. Lineage: Eukaryota; Metazoa; Platyhelminthes; Trematoda; Strigeidida; Schistosomatidae.
AUGAUUAACAUUGCGUCGAUGAAUUCGCAAAUGGAUUUCGGUCUACAAGUGAUUGGAGCUGGACUUAUGCGUUCUGGAACAACCAGUCUGAAGUUUGCUUUGGAGUACUUAUAUAAGAAACAAUGCUAUCAUAUGCGAGAAUUAGUACACAAUCUUCGUGAACCUCAUAUCAAAUUAUGGUUGUGGGCAAUAAAACAGGAUAGAGAGAAGAGAGAAAUACCUGAAGAAUUUUGGUCACACAUUUAUACUGAUUUUGUGGCUGCAGUAGAUUAUCCAACUGCCGGAUUUUAUAAACACUUGUCAAAAGUUUAUCCAAAUGCCAAAAAUGAACCAAAAAAAGUGUUGCAGUUAGUUGUUGGUGAUCAAUGUUUACUUCAACUCUCAAUGUCAUCAUCAUCAUCAUCAUCAUCAUCAUCAUCAUCAUCAUCCAUCGGGCACAAUGUUUGA